Messenger RNA from Nymphaea colorata (pocket water lily), 1764 nucleotides. RefSeq names its product uroporphyrinogen decarboxylase 1, chloroplastic. Gene Ontology annotation, molecular function: uroporphyrinogen decarboxylase activity. Bases 109 to 1341 code for a protein of 410 amino acids. The transcript has 6 exons. Lineage: Eukaryota; Viridiplantae; Streptophyta; Magnoliopsida; Nymphaeales; Nymphaeaceae. Gene Ontology annotation, biological process: porphyrin-containing compound biosynthetic process. The record is from RefSeq and is a predicted model, not a curated record.
CGAGCUAUCUGAGUUCCUACUCAAAACCCACCAACCGAGGUUAUAGACAGAGAGGGAGAGAGAGUGUGUCGAUUUAUUCAAUUAUUUUUUAGUUUAAGAAAAGAGUCGAUGAAUCCGCCAUUGUUAUCGAGUUCGGUGGGGUCGAGCUCCUCUAGUUUGUUCGUGCCACUGAAGUUAGGGUUUGUCUGCAACGGAUAUGGAGUCAACGUCCGGCAUCAGCAACGGCGUGGAUUCGUCCCCGGCGUCGUUAGGGCAACCAUUUCUACGGAUCCAUUACUGGUCAAAGCUGCUAGACGGGAACCUGUCAGUAGGCCACCAGCAUGGAUGAUGCGCCAAGCUGGAAGGUACAUGGCUGUCUACAGAAAGCUUGCAGAGAAAUUCCCAUCCUUUAGAGAGAGGUCAGAAACAACUGAUCUCAUUGUAGAAAUAUCCUUGCAGCCAUGGAGGGCCUUCCGUCCAGAUGGUGUCAUACUUUUCUCUGAUAUACUCACUCCUCUUCCUGCAUUCGGGGUGCCAUUUGAUAUUGACGAAGCAAGGGGUCCAAUAAUUCAUAACCCAAUUCACUCAGAAGAGGGGCUUAAGGCAUUGCAUCCUAUUGAGCUGGAAAAGUUACAUUUUGUUGGAGAAUCUCUAAGUAUUUUGCGCAAGGAGGUUGGCGAUGGGGCAGCUGUCCUUGGUUUUGUAGGUGCGCCAUGGACAAUUGCUACAUAUAUUGUUGAAGGAGGCACAACUCGCACAUACAAGACAAUAAAAAGAUUGUGUUACACUGCUCCAAAUGUCUUGAGGGUUCUUCUCUCUCAUCUAACGCGGGCAAUCUCUGAGUAUAUUGUUUUCCAAGUAAAAGCUGGUGCUCAGUGCAUUCAAAUAUUUGAUUCCUGGGGUGGUCAGUUGACGCCUAAUAUGUGGGAGGCUUGGUCAAAACCAUAUAUUAAAGAGAUAGUGAGUUCUGUAAGAAAAAGUUGUCCAGGAAUACCGUUGGUCCUCUACAUUAACGGUAAUGGUGGACUCCUUGAACGCAUGAAAGAAACUGGAGUUGAUGUCAUUGGCCUUGACUGGACUGUGGACAUGGCAGAUGGAAGAAAACGACUGGGUAAUGAAAUUAGUGUUCAAGGAAAUGUUGACCCAGCUUUUCUCUUUUCUCCUCUUCCGGCCAUAACUGAAGAAAUUGAAAGGGUUGUGAGGUGUGCUGGUCCUAGUGGGCAUAUUCUUAAUCUUGGCCAUGGCGUGCUUGUUGGAACACCAGAAGAGGCAGUGGGUCAUUUCUUUGAUGUGGUGAAAGACCUCAAGUAUGAACCUCUACAUGAAAAUAGCAGCGUAGAGGCAUUGGAGCCGGUUGCUUAAGGAGUUUCAUAAAGUAAUGUCUUCUACUGGAAUCAAUCAAGAUUGAUGGACCUCCACACGAUUGCCAGAAUCUUCAUUUUUUAGAUUCAGUUCGGCUUCAUGGGAGCAUAAGAAUUUUGCCUCUGAUACAAAACGUGCAACUUUCUCUGGUUCUCCAGUAAAUUGUUUGUCCGUUGUGGCAGUAGGGAGCUCCCAUCCUAUUUCCAGUGAGGGCAUUUGCCAGCCUUUGUAAUAUUUUGUGUUCUUUGUAUGUCUGUUCUGUAUUCUGUAACAAUUGGAAGGAGGGUGGAAAUGUGUGUGUGUGUGUGUGAACAAGAUAGGCAUUGCCGGCGGGAGACACGUCCGAUUGUUCCUGACAUUGGAAGUGAUUAUAGGUCACUUGCGCACAGGAAUAAGCUUUUAUAUUAUGUUUCCCUUUCUCAA